Messenger RNA from Xiphophorus maculatus (southern platyfish), 1092 nucleotides. Its product is annotated as homeobox protein DBX1-B-like. The transcript has 4 exons. NCBI's taxonomy places the organism in Eukaryota, Metazoa, Chordata, Actinopteri, Cyprinodontiformes, Poeciliidae. Gene Ontology annotation, molecular function: DNA-binding transcription factor activity, RNA polymerase II-specific; DNA binding. Bases 30 to 932 code for a protein of 300 amino acids. The record is from RefSeq and is a predicted model, not a curated record. Gene Ontology annotation, biological process: regulation of transcription by RNA polymerase II; cell differentiation in spinal cord.
UUUAAACAUUUGCCCCCGUUUGGAGCACCAUGAUGUUCCCGUGCAGCGCGCUGCCGCCGCCUCUCUACCCGGGCUUCCUGCGCCCUCCCGCGGCUCUCUCCUCGCCCCUCGGCCGCUCGCUGCCCUCCGGCUUCCUGGUGGAGGAUCUGCUGCGGCUGAGCCAGCCUGUCGGCUACAUCCACCGGGCCUUCUCUUCCGGGAGCCCCGGGGAGCUUAUCCAACUCGGCCCCGGGCUGGGAGCUUCUGCUCGCCCGGAACCACCGAACCGAACCGGGUCGCCGCACACGGGCUGCUCGGACUCGGGAUACCUGAAGUUCGGCGUCAGUACCAUCCUGGCCCCGUCCACACGGAGUGUUCAGAGUCUUCAGACGAAGUCGCUGCCGUUCUUUGACGGAAACCUUCAUCCUCUCAUCAGAGCCUCGUACUUCUCAGCCUCCUCCUCCUCUUCUUCUGUGGUUCCAGUCCCAGGAACGUUUUCUUGGCCCCUGGCCCCCCGGGGGAAGCCCAGGAGGGGCAUGCUGCGGCGGGCCGUGUUCUCGGACCUCCAGAGGAAGGCGCUGGAGAGAACCUUCCAGAAACAGAAGUACAUCAGCAAACCAGACAGGAAGAAACUGGCCAGUAAACUGGGACUGAAGGACUCACAGGUGAAGAUCUGGUUUCAGAACCGCAGGAUGAAGUGGAGGAACUCCAAGGAACGCGAGUUGCUUUCGACGGGCGGCUGCCGCCAGCAGACCCUCCCCACCAAAACCAAUCCCCACCCGGAUCUGACCGACGUGGGCAGCACUUUCUGCAAGCGGCUGACCCGAAGUGCAGCCGACAGCCAGGAGUCGCAUCCCCACCACCAUCAUCAUCAUCAUCACCAGAUCCCAUCCUUUCCAUCAGAUCUGAGUAAACAGUCAGAGUCCGACGGUGAAGAAAUCACGGUUUCAUAAAGAGGAGUUACGUCAGAAGCUCCAAAGUGCCUGAAUCUGCUGUGUAUAUAUCUGUAUUUACUCACCGUGUUCCUGUACAGAGCUGUUUAUUGGCAGCUAAAUAACGUUCACUGUGCUGCUCUAGAUUUAAUAUUUGUAGAUUGGAAAGUUUCAAACUUAA